Molecule: messenger RNA, 1615 nt
Organism: Salvia miltiorrhiza (redroot sage)
Lineage: Eukaryota; Viridiplantae; Streptophyta; Magnoliopsida; Lamiales; Lamiaceae
Product: histone deacetylase 14, chloroplastic
Exons: 9
Coding region: 70-1383 (437 amino acids)
Source: RefSeq, a predicted model, not a curated record
GGGUGGGAGGGAGUAUAUAGCAUAUCAUCUUCUCAUUUGAAAAUAUCUUUGGUGUGUUUGUGAUACUGAAUGGAGCUCAGCGCCUUCUACUCUCCAUUUUCUGUUGGAAAUGUAUUCUACCCAAGUAGGUCUCGUUUGUGCUGGUUGAAGAAACAUUGCAUCUAUGGGUUUGGAUCUCUGGAGAAAAAUGUGAAGCCUAUAAGAGCAUAUUCCAUACGAACAAAAUGGAGUUCUGUUUGUUGUUCUAGUAAUCCAGAAAUGAAUCAUUUUUCACCUUCUGAAAUAGAGCUGCUCAAUGGCAAAGUCAUAUAUUCAGUCGCUGCUGCCAUGGGCCAUAACAAGGAGUCUCACCCUGAAUGUAAUUCCAGAGUUCCUGCAAUCAUCGAUGCUCUUGAAAAGAUGAAGUUGACUUCAGAGUUCCGGGGCAUGGACAUCAUCGAACUUGAAAAUUUUAGACCAGCUAAAGUUGAAGAUAUAGCUAGGGUCCAUGAAAGAGCUUAUGUAUCUGGACUUGAAAAGGCAAUGGACCAGGCUUCUGAACAAGGGCUGAUUCUGAUCGAAGGCUCUGGACCUACUUAUGCUACUUCCACGACCUUCCAGGAGUCACUGUUGGCAGCUGGAGCAGGAAUUUCAUUGGUGGAUGCAGUGGUAGCAGCAUCUAAAAUUAGGAAAGAUCCUCCGGUUGGUUUUGCUUUAGUACGGCCUCCAGGCCAUCAUGCUGUUCCAACAGGACCCAUGGGAUUUUGUGUCUUCGGUAAUGUGGCUAUUGCCGCUCGCUAUGCUCAACGUGCCCAUGGAUUGAAGCGGAUAUUUAUCAUUGAUUUUGAUGUACACCAUGGGAAUGGAACCAAUGAUGCCUUCUACGACGACCCUGAUAUAUUUUUCCUCUCUACCCACCAGGAUGGGAGCUAUCCUGGAACUGGUAGAAUUAAUCAGAUCGGUAGAGGAGAUGGUGAAGGAGCGACCCUCAAUCUGCCUUUGCCAGGAGGAUCAGGCGACAGAGCCAUAAGAGACGUCUUUGAGGAAGUUAUUGCACCAUGUGCUCAGAGGUUCAAGCCCGAUAUAAUCCUCGUUUCAGCAGGAUACGACGCUCAUGUGUUGGACCCACUAGCAAACUUGCAGUUCACGACUUCGACAUACUAUAUGCUAGCUUCAAGCAUUCAGCAACUCGCGAGAGAUUUGUGUGGUGGUCGAUGUGUCUUCUUCCUGGAAGGAGGUUACAACCUCACUUCUCUUUCACAUUCCAUUGCAGACUCGUUUCGUGCGUUUCUUGGUGAGCCUAGCCUGGCUGCAGAGUUCGAUAACCCUGCAUUCUUAUACGAAGAACCAUCUAAAAGGGUGAAGGAAGCUAUUCAAAGAGUUAAGCACAUUCACUCUCUCUGAAAAUGCUCCAACUUGCUGAAAGUCGAUACUUGUAUUCUUGAUGUUGUCAUAUUUUGUUCUAUUUGUAUAGUUGAAUACGUGAAUCAUAGUUCAGUUGGUAAGAUGCUUUUCUCCCUACCAUUAAGUUGGAGGUUCAAAUCAUUACAUAAGCAAAGUGAAAGUGAAGAGCUAUUGCUGAUCCUAUUUAAUAAGAGGGGAUAAAACUAUGAAUACACAGAUGUGUUUUGGAUCA